This is a messenger RNA of Bipolaris maydis ATCC 48331, 1068 nucleotides long. The record is from RefSeq and is a predicted model, not a curated record. Lineage: Eukaryota; Fungi; Ascomycota; Dothideomycetes; Pleosporales; Pleosporaceae.
AUGACUCCAAUGACAAGACUUCCCCCCAGCGCGGAACAUCAACACCAAUCGAUGGAAAGUUGGCGAGGCUUCAAGGGAUCUCUAACAACGUCGAUACUGACAACACACCAGCCGAUGGAGAACAAAGUACAGUCGGUCGAGGGCAGUGAGGGCGAAUUGUCGGACGAUCCAGCGCCUUACAUUGACCGUGAGCUCAUUAACAAACCACGAUGGCCAGAAGAAAAUUUUGAGCCCCACGAAACGGAUGUAACCAAAAUCAGAGCAGUGUUUCAUCUCAAAUUGACCGAUGGUAGCGGAUGGUACACGCAAAGAGACAUAUUGCCUGAGCAGCGCCAGUCAGCCGAAGAAGACGAGGACAAUGACCACAAUACUUUUUUCGUUCCUGAGCUCACAGCAUACAAGGUUCCCCAGAGGCCCAAAGCUGAAAAUGGUGCCACCUAUUCCCCUUGGACCAGGGUCUCCACAUGGCGAUGGAAGCGAACUGCAGAUGACGAAACAGAGUUCUGGACUCCGAAAUUUGCCUUCCGUCGAUUUCACGCUCGCACCCAUAAAUACGAAGGGAUUUAUGUCGGCGAGACGCGGAUCAAAAACAUCGAGCCCAAUAACAAGGCCUGGGUCUCCGCAUACCACAAAUGGAUCGACCAAAUCAAACGCCGUUCAGAUAGCAGUUGGGUGCACGAAAAACGACGGGAUCACUGGACCGUACCCGAGAUUUGCGCCAUGUACAAUGGCAUCAACGAGUUUGUAAACACCAAUGGUAUCGACGCUUACCACGGGAUAUCGAAUGUUAGUCUGCAGCCGACACUCGAUGCAAUCAAUGCGGCGGGGAACAAGAAUCGCGGGAUGGAUGCACUGCGCGGGCAGAUGAGUUCUGCGCACGAGUUGAAAAAUACAAGUAUGGCUUAUCUGCGUGAAAAUGUGCGGGAUCUGGUCAAGUAUUUGGAGGAUGGGGGGAUACUGGAUGAUGAGGAAAGGUUUCCUGAGAAGUUUAUUCCAGAGGAGGAAUUUCCGACAGCUCCUAGGGGGAAUGCGCGGAGACUUGGGAACAAAAACACGUCUUCAGGUUAG